GAUAACUAUAUCUUCAAUAAAGAUAUAGUCGUACAGUUCAACAGCACUGUGGGGGAGUAUGUGGGGUACACUGCACUUGGAGUAUAUAACGCAGAGUUAUGGAACAAAGAUCCCAACCAGCUGCAGCAAGAGAGAGCUGAGGUGGACAGAUUCUGCAAACAUAAUGCUGAAAUCCGUCAGGCAGCGAUCGCUGAUAAAACAGUGCCACCAAAGGUUAAGCUCAGUUCAGUGACGCAGGCUGGUGGCAGACAUCCAGCUGUGUUGAUGUGCAGCGCUUACCGCUUCUACCCACACGGGAUCAAAGUGUCCUGGAUGAGAAACGGUGCAGUUGUGAAGACUGAUGUGACCUCAACUGAGGAGAUGCCUAAUGGAGACUGGUACUACCAGAUUCACUCUGAGCUGGAGUACACCCCCAAAUCUGGAGAGAAGAUCUCCUGCGCGGUGGAUCACGCCGGCUUAACUAAACCCAUCAUCAUAGACUGGGGUAAGACGAAAUAUUUAUUUUUCCUUACAUAA
Sinocyclocheilus anshuiensis is the source of this 516-nucleotide messenger RNA. RefSeq names its product H-2 class II histocompatibility antigen, I-E beta chain-like. NCBI's taxonomy places the organism in Eukaryota, Metazoa, Chordata, Actinopteri, Cypriniformes, Cyprinidae. Gene Ontology annotation, cellular component: MHC class II protein complex; membrane. Gene Ontology annotation, biological process: antigen processing and presentation; immune response. The record is from RefSeq and is a predicted model, not a curated record. The annotation marks the transcript as partial. The transcript has 2 exons.